AUGAGGCAGCGAGGAGACGCAAGAAAAGCUCAAGCGAACGCAAGCGGAAUGCAAGUGAACUCAAGUAAACGCAAAACGAUCUCGAGCGAAGAGCAAGUAAACUCAAGCGGACGCGAGCUUACAAUCGCCCUCAGGACUUUAAUUAGUCAAGGGCGAACUCCCGUCGGGUCGCGUGGCGGGCGGGCGCGUGCGGGCAGUGGCGGCGGCGGUGGCGGUGGCUUCGGCUUCGGAUAUGGCGGCGGCGGCGACGGCGGGGGCGGCGGAGGGGCAGGCGAUGCAACUGAGCAAGAUUUCUGGUCUCCGCUGAGCUUCCUGCCGGCUGUCCGCUUCGCUUUCGUGUCUUGGGCGCCUUGCCUCCUGGGCCUUAGGAAUAAAGCAAACCGUGCCCAUGGAACCGCCCCCCCACCCCCCACCCCCAAUGAGCAGGAAGAAGACUUACUCAAGCUAAGACACCGCCCACUCUCCACCGCACGACGGCGCUCCAAACGCUUCGUGGGCGAGAGACAGUAUCUGAUUACUGUCAUCUCGGGGAGGCGGCAGCUGGGAUCUCCAUAA
Penaeus indicus is the source of this 555-nucleotide messenger RNA. Its product is annotated as WAS/WASL-interacting protein family member 1-like. The transcript is spliced from 5 exons. Bases 1 to 555 code for a protein of 184 amino acids. NCBI's taxonomy places the organism in Eukaryota, Metazoa, Arthropoda, Malacostraca, Decapoda, Penaeidae. The record is from RefSeq and is a predicted model, not a curated record.